Eruca vesicaria subsp. sativa (arugula) is the source of this 1598-nucleotide messenger RNA. The record is from the annotation of a GenBank genome assembly. NCBI's taxonomy places the organism in Eukaryota, Viridiplantae, Streptophyta, Magnoliopsida, Brassicales, Brassicaceae.
AUGUCAGCAUCCAGAUUCCUCCGACUCAUCACUAAACCCGCUCCCCUCGCGAUGUCGUCAUCGUCUCCCUCGUCGUCAUCCUCUUGGUCAUGCACCAAAUGCACAUUCCUCAAUUCUCCUUCUCAGAAGCUCAACUGCAUGAUCUGCUUGACUCCCGUCUCCACCCCUUCCUCCCUCUCCGUUUCCUCCAACGACGAACCUAAAUGGGCGUGCAAAGGCUGCACCUUUCUCAACACCUACAAGAACUCAGCCUGCGAGAUCUGCGGGACCCGACCUCCCUCUUCUUCUUCCCUCCUGGGCUUUGAAGAUUUAACCGAUUCGGUUCCCGAAAGCAACAACUCCGUCGGGUCGGUUUUCUUUCCUCUUAGGCGGUGUAGCAAACGCAAGGCCAUGGAUGAUGAUGACGUCAUCGAAGUUGGUGGCGGUUCUGUGAAGAAAAUCAACGAAAUUGAAUCGAAAGGGGUAGCUUCUAGUUCAGGUGAAGCUUUCUCUUGUGUGAAGAUUUUGACCUACAAUGUUUGGUUUCGUGAAGAUCUUGAGUUGAGUAAUAGGAUGAGAGCGAUUGGUCACCUUAUUCAGCUCCACUCUCCUCAUCUCAUAUGUUUUCAGGAAGUUAUCCCUGAGAUAUAUGAGAUUUUCCGCAAAUCCAACUGGUGGAAAGAGUAUACUUGUUCUGUCUCACUCGAUGCGGCACAAUCAAAAGGCUACUUCUGCAUGAUGUUGAGCAAGGUUGGGAUGAAGUCUUCAAGCUGUAGAAGCUUUAGGAACUCGAUCAUGGGAAGAGACUUAUCUGUAGCAGAGGUUGAAGUUCCGGGGAGAAAGGCGCUUGUUGUGGCAACAAGCCAUCUCGAGAGUCCAUGUCCAGGUCCUCCUAAAUGGGACCAGAUGUUUAGUCGAGAACGCGUUGAACAAGCCAAUGAAGCCGUAGAGAUGCUCAGAGCUAAUCCCAACGUGGUAUUUGGGGGAGAUAUGAACUGGGACGACAAGCUAGAUGGGAAGUUUCCUUUGCCAGAGAAAUGGGUUGAUGUUUGGGAGGUUUUGAAACCAGGUGAUCUCGGUUUUACGUAUGAUACUAAAGCAAACCCGAUGUUGUCUGGUAACAGAGCUUUGCAGAAACGGUUGGACCGGUUUUUCUGCCGUCUGGAUGAUUACAAGCUUGGUGGAGUCGAGAUGGUUGGGAAAGAGGCGAUUCCUGGUUUGUCCUAUGUGAAAGAGAAGAGAGUGAGGGGUGACGUCAAGAAGUUGGAGCUUCCAGUGUUGCCUAGUGAUCAUUUUGGUCUGCUUUUAACUCUUUUACCCAAAUGAGUUGAAACUAUCGGUAGCUCGAAGUUCCUUUUUCCCCCCGUGGAACUUCUAGUGACUAGGAUUCUGAUAAGCGGUUUCAUGGUUUUAGCUUUUUGCUUUUUUUUUGGAAAGUCUUCAUUUCCUGAUUUGAACUGAUAUAUCAGUCUAAUGUCCAACAAAACGCCUGCUUUUUGUAAUGAAGAUUAUGAAACUAAUCAGAGUUGACGAUCACUAAACACAUGAGACAUGGUUGAUGUAGCAGGAUUUGGUUUCUGACAAGUUAUUCACUGAACAUUAAAUUUAAUGUACAAAGC